AUGAGAAAGAGGAACAAAGGAAAGCAAAAGGGGUAAGGGAUGAGAUCCAAGAACUGGCGCAACAAAUCCUAGAGAUAUACAUUUUUGCUGGAAACAUCACGAAUAUACCAGAGGCACCAAUGUUCGUGGAUGUCGUGAAUGUUGCGAAAAGGGCUAUCGUUCUAAAUACCACCCAAGAAAAGAAAAUGUCUAAAAGG
Acaulospora morrowiae is the source of this 197-nucleotide messenger RNA. The record is from the annotation of a GenBank genome assembly. NCBI's taxonomy places the organism in Eukaryota, Fungi, Glomeromycota, Glomeromycetes, Diversisporales, Acaulosporaceae.